CCAACCGAACGUACGCGCCGCGGAAUCUGCGCUACGAUCUCCAGAUCUUCAGUGGGCCGGCGGAAUGGCGAGCCGGGUGGAACGUGUUCGUCAGCGCCAUGCACACCCUGUACUACCCACAGAUCCUCUUCAUCACGCUCCUCAACAGCGCGAUGAUCGCGUCGUCGUUCGCGGCGGGCUACACCGUCGCGGAACCUCUGCUCGUCGAGCCAUGGGCAUGGCCGUUCUCCUCGGUCACAUUAUGUCUGAUCCCCGUCCUCCUGGCCGCCUUCGGGACCGUGCUCGUGACGGGCAAAUUCGCCGACAUGGUCUGCAACUGGGGUGCAGCGCGACGCCCCGGCGGCAAGCGCACGCCCGAAGACCAACUUCUGAACCUCAUCCUGCCUUGCUGCGGCGGCAUGACCGGCCUCUUCCUGUUCGGGAUCGCGGGCAACAACCCGUCCAAAUACCCGUGGCCGAUGUUCCUCGCGGGUCUCGGACUGAUGACCUUUGGGUUCCUCGGCUGCAACACCGUGGGCGCCGUCUACGUGUUGGAGGUGUACCCGGAGAUGGCGGGAGCGGCGCUCCUCAACAUCGCGUCGAUCCGCUACAUCGUCGCGUUCCUCUUGUCCUUCCGCAUCGCGGAGUGGAUCAUCGAGUUCGGCUAUUUCAAGUCCUUCUUGAUCUACGCGGCCCCCAUGGGCCUGUUUGUGACAUUAAUUCCGUUCCUGUGGUACUGGGGACCGGCUUGGAAGAAGCGAUUCCCGGGGAGAUCCUCGCCGAUCUGAGGCGAUGGGAAGACCUCUGGAGCAAUGUAACGGCCGCGCAUUCUUCUUUUUAGUUAUGAUGAAUAUACGAUAUUACAGUCG
This is a messenger RNA of Dissoconium aciculare CBS 342.82, 848 nucleotides long. RefSeq lists its product as uncharacterized. Gene Ontology annotation, biological process: transmembrane transport. Gene Ontology annotation, molecular function: transmembrane transporter activity. Lineage: Eukaryota; Fungi; Ascomycota; Dothideomycetes; Mycosphaerellales; Dissoconiaceae. Bases 99 to 767 code for a protein of 222 amino acids. The record is from RefSeq and is a predicted model, not a curated record. The transcript is spliced from 2 exons.